UUACGAGAAACAUGUCCUGUGGAGCAUGUACCUUGGCUGUCUACACGAUUUCUCCCUUACCAGGCCUUUAACGUCCACGGGACAGUUGAUCCGGGAAGAAACGGGGACAUGUUACAAGAACUUCCCCGAACGAUAGCAUUAAGAAUCCGGGAAUACACGAGUUGAGUUGGUUUUACCGGUGACCUUUGUUGACGGGCUAUUGUAUAAUGUUUACAUAAGGAGAUUAGCUUGUAUAUAAGGAAAGGCACGUUUAACAUCAGCUAUACACGGCCAAACAUGAUGAACUCACCACCAAAGACAGUGCUUGUUACUGGUUCCAACAGAGGACUUGGUCUCGAGUUCGUCAGACAAUUUGCAAGUUCACCAUCCUCUCCAACUUGUAUCAUAGCAACCUGCCGGAAACCUGACAAUGCUGUGGCACUAAAGAAAAUAGCCAGUAAAUUUGAAUCUGUGCAUAUCUUGAAACUUGAUGUGACAGAUAGAGAAAACAUUCGAAAAGUCACAGAAAAAGUGGGACACAUUAUACAGGGCCGGGGCCUAAACCUGCUCCUCAAUAAUGCUGGGGUAGGGCCUGGGGGCGAUCUCCAUGACGUAACCGAGGAUAUAAUGAUGCAUACUUUCAAGACAAACGUGGUAGCACCCCUGCUCGUUACACAGGCAUUUCUCCCGUUCUUAAAAACAGCUGCAAAGACAACAGAUGGCAUAGGAUUAUCGUGGAGGAAGUCGGCUGUUGUGAAUAUUUCAAGUCGACUAGCUUCCAUAGAAACCAAUGAAGACUAUUUACUUGGCCGAUAUCCUUAUAAAACAUCCAAGGCUGCUCUCAACAUGGUUUCUAAAAACCUUAGCGUUGAUCUUCGUGAGGACGGGAUUCUUGCUGUAAGUCUGUCACCAGGGUCCGUCCGUACUGACAUGGGUGUGCCGACAGCACCCUUGCUUCCCCAUCAGAGUGUGGAGAUGAUGCUCCAGGUUAUGUCUGGUCUGAACGAGGAUGACAGUGGAUCAUUUCUUAACUUCACAGGAGAACUUAUCCCUUGGUAACCUAUGUGCAAAUAAUGUGUUAUAAGUGACACUUCAUUUGUACUUUCCUUAAGGCGAAUCAACUGUUUAUAUGUUUUAUAUGUUGAAUAAGAAACUAAUCCUACAAGAGAACGAAUUCACUUCGGAAGACGCAAGCUGAAUAGGUAUUACAAUGGCCUCCGAUACACACGCAUAUGAAGGUAUCAUAAAUAGAGGAUAUCUAAAAGUGUCUUCAGUAAUACCAGAUAUAUUUCACGAGUGGGGCUAAAAUAUUAGCCACACGAGUGAAAUAUAUUUGGUAU
Messenger RNA from Pecten maximus, 1319 nucleotides. Its product is annotated as C-factor-like. The transcript has 5 exons. The record is from RefSeq and is a predicted model, not a curated record. The coding region runs from base 277 to 1038 and encodes 253 amino acids. Lineage: Eukaryota; Metazoa; Mollusca; Bivalvia; Pectinida; Pectinidae.